AUGGCGGCCACGUUAUCUGACGGUGAGUUGUGGGUGAGCUUUGGGUUCGAACCAGAGAACCCAGAAGAGGAAGCGAUCAUCGGAGUUCCUAUGAAGGUGCGUCGCAGCCUAUUGUCGUCCCACGAAUCCGCAAAAGCCAUAAUACCCUUGCUGCUCUGCUGCACGACCCUGCCGGAGCAAUUUCACCGUUGUCCUGAAUUCAUCAGAUACGUAUCGGAGUAUGUUCGUUCAUUGCAUACUCACGUGCGCCAUUUGUACGUCUACGGCCACGUGGCUUGGGAUGACAUAGACCCAAGUGAGAGUCUUUGGUUUUACAGAUUGUCGGCGGAGGAUCCGAGUAGCACCGGAGACGGCGACAGAGAGGGCUACAAGGUGGUUAUGAUGCCACACCGGCGGUCAGCAUCGGCAGUACAAGCGGUAAAGCACGUGAAGCUCGAAGAAGCUUCGGAGUGUGCCAUUUGCUUACAGGACCUUCUGGUUGGGGCUGAAGCUGCCAAGUUGCCAUGCUCGCACGUCUACCAUGGCGGCUGCAUUGUUCAGUGGCUUGAUCGGAGUAACCAGUGUCCCUUGUGUCGUUUCCAGGUUGUCUAA
Alnus glutinosa is the source of this 591-nucleotide messenger RNA. RefSeq names its product E3 ubiquitin-protein ligase At3g02290-like. The coding region runs from base 1 to 591 and encodes 196 amino acids. Gene Ontology annotation, molecular function: ubiquitin protein ligase activity. Gene Ontology annotation, cellular component: cytoplasm. NCBI's taxonomy places the organism in Eukaryota, Viridiplantae, Streptophyta, Magnoliopsida, Fagales, Betulaceae. The record is from RefSeq and is a predicted model, not a curated record. Gene Ontology annotation, biological process: protein ubiquitination. The transcript has a single exon.